CUCUAGCAAAACAGAGAGAAAGAGAGAGAAGCAGUAGACCUUAAAAUUGUCAAGUACUUGUUAUUUGCUAUACGGUAGAGUAGUACCACUUCCCUAUUUCUUCAUUACCUCUUUCUAAUACAGAAACUCUUUGUUUAACUCCCUGCCUCAUUAUGAACUCUGUCACUGUCCCAUAAUGUUAGUUAAUGUAAUUUGGGUUCUAUGUUUUCAGCUUACACUGAAGUUAAAUCUAAGGAGUCUUCAAAAAGAGAUGAACUUUCCAAGGAUGAAUUACUUUAUUUCAGUCAGCUUCAUGUUUCCAAGCCUGCAGAUGAGAAGAAAGCAGAAUCAAUACAAAACAGCCCUGAAAAAGGCAAAGGAAAAAUUGAUAUUCAAGCAUAUCUAAGUCAAUGGCAAGAUGAACUUUUGAAAAAAGAAGAAAACAUUAAGGAUUUACCAAGAAUGAAUCAGUCACAAUUUAUUCAGUUUUCAAAGACCCUCUAUAACUUAUUUCAUGAAGACCCUGAAGAAGAAUCAUUGUAUCAAGCUAUUGCUGUGGUAACCAGCCUUCUGCUUAGGAUGGAAGAAGUUGGAAGGAAACUACACAGCCCUACAUAAGCAGCCAAAGGAUUCUCUGACACACACUGUGUUU
This is a messenger RNA of Tupaia belangeri chinensis (Chinese tree shrew), 631 nucleotides long. RefSeq names its product TBC1 domain family member 8B-like. The coding region runs from base 202 to 597 and encodes 131 amino acids. NCBI's taxonomy places the organism in Eukaryota, Metazoa, Chordata, Mammalia, Scandentia, Tupaiidae. The transcript is spliced from 4 exons. The record is from RefSeq and is a predicted model, not a curated record.